This is a messenger RNA of Mobula hypostoma (lesser devil ray), 2021 nucleotides long. RefSeq names its product transmembrane protein 126A (gene tmem126a). The transcript has 5 exons. Lineage: Eukaryota; Metazoa; Chordata; Chondrichthyes; Myliobatiformes; Myliobatidae. Gene Ontology annotation, biological process: mitochondrial respiratory chain complex I assembly. Gene Ontology annotation, cellular component: mitochondrion. The coding region runs from base 123 to 788 and encodes 221 amino acids. The record is from RefSeq and is a predicted model, not a curated record.
AAAGUAUAUCGGUCAGGUGAUCAAUAUGUCUGCGCCCAGGGUGUUGGGUUAAUGGCAAGCAAAGGUGUUCAGAGUCUUUAUCCUUUGUUUUGAUAUCAAACAACAGUGAAGUUCUUCGGCAAAUGUCCACUUCUUCGCAGUCGAGGUUAGAGGAUCUUACUCAGGCGACGAAAAUGGCAAAGAGUGGUACGUGGUUUACACAUGAUCAUCAAAAUAAGAAUCCUAGCUCAAAUGUGAUGGAAAUGGUCCUUGAACGGUUUGAGCGCCUUCCAGAAUUAGACAGAACACUUUUUGUCUAUGGACCUUUCUACCUUGGGUUAAAUUCAGCACUUGCUGGUUUAAUUACCAACAGUUUCUUUCGAAGAGCUCUCAAUGUUGCGCAGGCUCGUUUUGCGUCUAGUUUGCCUAUGGCAGUCCUACCAUUCCUGUCAACCGUAGCUGGUUAUAAUGCUGUUGUAUCAAAACCUUUGCUUUCAGGUGAUCUAAACUGUCCCACCUGUGCUCUAGUUAGAGGAGGAUUAGUGGCAUCUCUUGGUGGAGGCUUAUAUCCUGUUCUCUUGGCCUUGCCGAUAAACGCUGGACUUGCAACAAGGUACAAUACAAGCCCUAUGCCAGAAAAAGGAAAUAUAAUAAGAUUCUGGAUUGCUCUUUGUCAGCCAUUUAAGAGAAAACUAAGCUAUGUGAUAAUCCUUCAGGCUCUCUUUGGAUUCUUCCUAAGUUCCAAGCACUAUGCAAUUUACAUGAAAAUGCUUGAACUUCCUCCAUCCCACAUAGAUUCUGAACAUUAAAGGAGGAAAAUAUUUAACUUGAAUAUUUGACAGCAUAUUAUCAUGCAUUAAUCAGUUCUCACCCGGUGUUUAAUAAAUUUUAAUGAUUUGAGUAAUAACAGUACCAUCAGUUAAAUUCUUAUCAAAAGACGAGAAAGAAUCUUUUAUAUUCCAUGGUUUCAAGGCGACUAAAUGCUAUAUCAGAGAAAAAGUAAGUAACUUCUAUGUUCUGCUAUCCACAAAAGAUGAACAUGUAAUAUAAUAAAAUUUGAUUGUGAACCAAAGCCUGCAUGGUUAGUACAAAAUUCAAAGAAGCAAUGCUGGUUUCCUUGCUGUAAUGGAAAAAUAAAUUUCUAAAUUUGUAAUGUAAUAAAUUUAGUAAAACAAACAUUUCUGUUAUAAUGUGAUAUUCACGUUGAGUUUCUCUUUAGCUAAGGGGGAGACUUGUUCUACAGAUCCCGUUUGUCAACAUGAUACAGUCCCUAUCCCUUGCUUCCUAUUCAGUCUCAAUUAAAUCUUUACCAAACCAAUUGGUGUUGAAUUGUUAACAAGGGAGCUACCAGUGUUAUAAAAAUUACUGUCAUUCAUUCCUUAUUUUUUUUCUCUAAUGUUACUGGCUUGCUCCAAUUAUUAUUCAAGCCAGCAACAAGACAGGUUUAAAAUUAACCACCGACAUUGGAUUAAAUAAUUAUUGCGUCCAUGUCUAUGACUUUGAAUUAAGAUAAAAACUUUCCAUAAUGUUAUUACCGAAAUAAAGAUCAUUUAUUUUUCUGAAGGUGAUUUUCCACAGGCAGCCUUAAAAGUAAUUGUAUCUAUUUUAAAAUAAAAUAUGGAACUAAAUAUGGCACUGGUGCAUGUUCUGAAACUUGGAGUAAAAGAUUUUAUAUCGCAGUUUUAACUUCUGUUCUGUUAAUACAAGCAAAUAUUGGAAGAUUUAAUUUAUAAUGUAGUAAUGUCCACAAAUAAUGUGGAUAAAUAAUAAUAUUGAAAUCUUUUCAAUACUCUGUCAGCCAAGAUUUAAGAAAAAUGCCAACAACUAAGGCAAGGAUGCUGGAACUCAAUGGCCAAAAGAUGUAAAAUGCCUAGUUGAUAUGUCUUUUUCUUUGUUUGUAUCAGUAAUUCCAAUGUUACUUGUAUAGGUUUGAACAAUAUAAGUUGAUGCAACUUAUUAAGAACAUUAAAAUAAUUGAUUGUUCACAUUUCCAGGUUGAGUAUGGAUUCAAUCUGGAAAAUUAAAUAUUUUGAGUAACCAGU